AUGUUGGCAGGCCAGGAAACCUCACCGCAGCGCCGGCGCAGAAAGCCAGAUUUCGCGCCCUCGUACGGCGUCGACAAGCGUCGGGAGCGCGGUACGCAGCCUCUCCUCCAGUGCCCUGCAACGCUUCCAGGACGACGAGCAGAGGUCUCAUGUGGGCAGCGCUGCGCCAGUGGCGUCUUCCCUCGGCUUGGUCAGCGUGCCAUCAGACGUGGUGCGCGAAGGCCAGGGCUUCUUCGGAUCCCUUUCGCACCAAGCAUUGGUCGAGAGCCGAUCUGCACAGAGCCCUUCAGCCCGAAUUACCGGAGCAACCACAUUGGUAUGGAAGAGAGGCCGGGGCCUGGCUGGGACUUCACCAACGCAGGUCUUUCUGCUCUUCGACUUCCCACCCAGGCUGCCGAGGGCCACGUGGCGGAAUUUGCGAGGACCUGCGCUCUGCAGUCAAGGACCAGCAUUCGGGCAUACGAAGGUCAGCGGCGAGCACUUCCCCUUCGUGAGUGGUCCGAAGUUCAGAAUGUGUCCCGACACCGCGAGACAAUGCUGCGCGACCUCCAUCAAAAGAGCAACCCGGACAUUGUGAAAGCAGUGGACCGGCCUGUACCGCCUGUGCCGGUGCGACCCUUCCUGCCUUUCCAG
This is a messenger RNA of Symbiodinium necroappetens, 633 nucleotides long. Lineage: Eukaryota; Dinophyceae; Suessiales; Symbiodiniaceae. The record is from the annotation of a GenBank genome assembly.